AUCCAACUGCUCUACAAGUCUAACGUUCUCAGCCAUUCGCCUGUUUUUACUUCUGCUCUUCUCUUCUCCCACCCCCACACCCCCACUAUUCAUUUUCGCUUUGCAACUAUUAGCGACCACAGAGAAUACAGCUGAGGGCUCGUGCAAAAGGCCAGAACCAGCGUGUCCAUGAACAAAAUUGGUAUCUUGAGCCAGUCGGACGGCUCUAGCGAUUGGAAACAACGCGACACUCGCGUCCUGUGUAGUGUGAAUGGUCCUAUUGAGGUAAAACCCCGAAGUGAAAUCCCCAACCGUGCGACCUUCGAGUUGCUGGUGUCUCCUAUUUCCGGUGUAUCUGGAACAAAAGAGCGUUUUCUUGCUAGUCGGAUUCUCUCAGUGCUGGAAGAUGCUGUGUUGUCGACAAACUAUCCACGGACGCUUAUUCAAGUGAAUGUCCAAAUCGUCGAGGGUGAUGAAAAUGACCUUUUGGCUGCUGCAAUCAAUGCUACUGUGUUGGCGUUCUUGGACGCUGGUAUCGCUAUGAAGUAUAUGCCAUGUGCAAUUUCUUGUGCAUGGAAGAACCCCAAGGAAACUCAAGCCAACGAGAAUGCAAUGGUCGACUACCCUGCAGAGAAGAGUACAAUUGAGCAGCCUGUGCACAUCACCAUGUGCUAUACGGUGUCUGCGGAUCCAAAGUCACUGCUCUUCUUAGAGUCCUCUGGUAUGAUUCCUGAAGAAGACUUGUUCAGUGUUUUAGCAUCUGCCGAAUCGCGCGUGGACGAAGUGGCUCAAAAACUGCGGCAGGUCGUUCUGGAUUGCCGGCAUGUAGCUUGAGUUUUCUGUAUGGAACCAAAAACAAAGCUAGUGACUUGAAAAGACUUUUUUUGUAAAUGUCUUUGAUGUUCCUCGGCCCUCCUCAGUCAUACACUAUACACUCUUACUACUAGAACCUUGUCCCGGCGACUUCAAAAUCAAGACUUCCCUUCCACAAAUUGCUCCCUUAAAAAAAAGUAUGUAUGCUCAUGUGCACUCUAUAUACUCCUUUAAUUCCAUUCUUUUCUUGCUCCCUCUCCGUAAAUUCAUAGUUCAUGUUGCCCCCAUUUGAU
Schizosaccharomyces japonicus yFS275 is the source of this 1085-nucleotide messenger RNA. RefSeq names its product exosome subunit Rrp46. The transcript has 2 exons. The record is from RefSeq and is a predicted model, not a curated record. Gene Ontology annotation, cellular component: nucleolus; exosome (RNase complex); nuclear exosome (RNase complex). The coding region runs from base 169 to 813 and encodes 214 amino acids. NCBI's taxonomy places the organism in Eukaryota, Fungi, Ascomycota, Schizosaccharomycetes, Schizosaccharomycetales, Schizosaccharomycetaceae.